Astrephomene gubernaculifera is the source of this 2074-nucleotide messenger RNA. NCBI's taxonomy places the organism in Eukaryota, Viridiplantae, Chlorophyta, Chlorophyceae, Chlamydomonadales, Astrephomenaceae. The record is from the annotation of a GenBank genome assembly.
GCAAGAUGUUCUGCCUACAGAGGGCCUUGCGCAGCUACGACAGGAACUGCUGGUGUGUACCGGUAGUUGGUGUUCCGUUCGCUUCCCUUGUAUCAUGCAGUCAUCACGGAAUACUUAAUACGCUAUCGGUGCCUGCACAAAUACCAGGCCCACCGCCGGCUUCUGGCGCUCCUGGAGUCUGCAAAGCUUCGCCAUGCAAGUGCAGUCUCGCAGGCUCAAGUAGCUGGGCAGCCACUUUCGGGGCCCAGCAGGGGCAACCGACAGCAAGGUGACCAACGUAGUCAACAACAGGGCAAGCCACCCGAACUACCGCUAUGGGGGCCCGGUGGAUGCGACAGCGGAGGUAGGGAUGCCUCCUUGACAAGGGCCCACCAGCCUAAAGCAUACCCUCAACAACAGAUCAGCAGCAGACCAGGUACUGCACCCGUAUCGUGCAUAGUCGGGACCAGCGGAGUUCGCGCGUCGCCGGUCCAGGUACCGUCUAACUCUAGGCAGGAGCGGGUCGUGGCAAGCUCCAAGAACCCCGCAUCAGCAGACGGCGCUAUUGUCCGCCCUCCUUGGCGUGGGCCUUUCAGCCGGGAGCCGCCCGCAUCUAGCGCACGCCAUUCUCCUUCCGUGGCCAGUCAUCGCAGAGUGGAAGAUGGGCGUGUGGAGAGGCAGCUGCCCCAGCCGCAGCAACGGCAGCGAACGGGUCGGGGAGGCGCAUGCAUGGAUGCUGAGAACGCUGCGCCCUGCGACAGCGGUGGUGGUGGUGGUGCUGAUGAAAGUGCGGUGGCUGGAGCGGUUGCACGAGCGUUGGGCGAGCUAGCAGCAGCGGCGGCCAUGUCCAUACUGACGCGGCCGGAGCCGCGCCAGGCAGCUGGAGGCCCAGCGGUCGCCAACAGUCGGAGAAGUGAUCGAGGACGUGCUGGGCGAGGAACGGCUGCCACGGGUUCUGCUUGUAAUCUACGUGCAUCUGCCACCGCUGAGCCCUCUGCAGCGUCGUCAGGGGUUGCAGCCUUGCGUAAGGGCUGUUCCACCGCCCUUGCGCAAGCGGAGCCGGCAGCUGUUCCCUGUCAGGUGAACGAAUUGCAGGCGGCAGGACGCGGCGUAGAAACGGCACCAGCUGCAGUGGCCUCAACUGGGGCGGAGACGGUUGCCGAGGGCAUGCAUGCCGCGCUUCCCAACCCACGAAGCGGUGAAGCUGUGCAGCCACCUUGCCUCCCAGACUCACUGCCCGGCAACAAGGGCGGCCGUGAGCAAUGCGCCGCUGUACAGUGGGACAGUCCACAUGGCGUGCCCGCGUCUGCGCAGGGCUCGGGCCUAUCUACCUCUGACCGUAGCUGCUCUCACGACGGCCAUGGGAACAAGGCCUGUCUGCCGGGAGAACAUGAUGGCAGCGGGCUUGGCGUGGCCACCUUUCCAGCGGUGGACAGGGUGAUGCAGCGACGGGAGCGAUUGGCAGCGCUGCUUCGGAGCCGCGGCCACAACGCUGUACCCGACACUCUGGCGGAAUCCGCAAGGCUAGCUGACAUGCGUGUGGCCACUCACGUUCCUGUAGCCACGUCAUCGGUAGUCCAGCCCACCGGCACACCCUGUGGAGAGGUGUUCGCUAUCGCAGAGGCCCCAGGAGGUCUAGGCGGUGCCGCAGCCAAAGCAUCUGGACCCGGGACAGCAGCAAUCAAUGGGAUGUGCUGUGGGCGCGCCACGGCGCAUGCUCCAAGUAAAGCCCUAGACGGCCGGGAUGUAGGCCCGGUCGCGGACACUCUUGGGACAUGUAGUAGGAAAACCUGGACCGAGGAGCCCUCUGGCGGUGGUGCUGUGAAUGCCAAUAUGAGGCACGCAAGUGGCGGGAAGAUGCCGAAGUUUAGGAAUGCCAGCAGCGGCGAUGGUGCUGUACAAGCAACGGCGGCCUCUGAUGCAUAUGCGGCCAUGAGGGCCUGGCGCGCACGACGAGCGGAUGCUGCCGCCGUCAUUUGCGACGCCGUCCGUCACUUCUUAGACGCGAGGGCUGCUGCGGAGGACGCAAGGGUGGCUGCAGCUGCAAGUAGCUUAGCAUAUGGGAUGCGGCGACGCCUUCUAACGGCGUGGCAGC